Messenger RNA from Athene cunicularia (burrowing owl), 813 nucleotides. It is a transcript of the gene RPS4X, whose product is annotated as ribosomal protein S4 X-linked. Gene Ontology annotation, molecular function: structural constituent of ribosome; RNA binding. The transcript is spliced from 6 exons. Gene Ontology annotation, biological process: translation. Bases 1 to 756 code for a protein of 251 amino acids. Lineage: Eukaryota; Metazoa; Chordata; Aves; Strigiformes; Strigidae. Gene Ontology annotation, cellular component: ribosome; cytosolic small ribosomal subunit. The record is from RefSeq and is a predicted model, not a curated record.
AUGGCACCCUACCUGCAUCACGUUCAGGCAGUUAUCCCCAAGCCUGCACCCCGUCCAUCGACAGGCCCUCACAAGCUGAGGGAGUGCCUUCCGCUCAUCAUCUUCCUGCGGAACAGGCUGAAGUAUGCCCUGACAGGAGACGAGGUCAAGAAGAUCUGCAUGCAGCGGUUCAUAAAGAUAGAUGGCAAAGUCCGCACAGACAUCACCUACCCUGCAGGCUUCAUGGAUGUCAUCAGCAUCGAGAAGACAGGCGAGCAUUUCCGCUUGGUGUAUGAUACCAAGGGCCGGUUUGCUGUUCACCGCAUCACACCUGAAGAGGCCAAGUACAAGCUGUGCAAGGUGAGGAAGAUCUUUGUGGGCACCAAAGGAAUCCCUCAUCUGGUCACCCAUGAUGCCCGCACCAUCCGCUAUCCGGACCCCCUCAUCAAGGUGAAUGAUACAGUCCAGAUUGACCUGGAGACAGGCAAGAUCACAGACUUCAUCAAGUUUGACACAGGUAACCUGUGCAUGGUGACCGGUGGUGCCAACUUGGGCCGUAUUGGGGUGAUCACCAACCGGGAGAGACACCCUGGGUCAUUUGAUGUUGUUCAUGUGAAGGAUGCCAACGGCAAUAGCUUUGCCACCAGGCUCUCCAACAUCUUCGUUAUUGGCAAAGGCAACAAGCCGUGGAUCUCCCUGCCCCGUGGGAAGGGCAUCCGCCUCACCAUUGCUGAAGAGAGAGACAAGAGACUGGCAGCCAAGCAGAGCAGCGGGUGAACUCCAGCUCAGGCUGGCAGUGCUCCUCUCGGUAUAUUAAUUAAACCGUUUACCAAA